UAGUAUUUGAAUGAGAGAGACGCGGGUUUUCAAAUCAAAACUGUCAAGAGAUUUGGUUGUCAAUUUUUGAAAGCAAUAAGAAGUACUGUUACGUCGAGUUGAUCAAUGGAGAGCUAUUUGCAAGAAAACUUUGAUGUUAGAUCAAAACAUUCGUCCACCGAGGUGUUGGAGAGAUGGAGAAAUCUCUGCGGAGUUGUCAAAAAUCCCAAACGAAGGUUUCGAUUCACUGCCAACCUCUCCAAACGUCACGAGGCUGAUGCUAUGCGCAAAACCAAUCAGGAGAAGUUGCGGAUUGCUGUUCUGGUUUCCAAAGCUGCAAUUCAAUUUCUUAUGGGCGUGUCACCAAGUGACUACACCGUACCUGAGGAAGUCAAAGCUGCAGGCUUUCAAGUUUGUGCUGAUGAGUUAGGGUCUAUCGUUGAAGGCCAUGAUGUAAAGAAACUGAAAUUUCAUAAUGGGGUCUCUGGUAUUGCAGAAAAACUGUCCACAUCAAUAACUGAUGGACUCACUACCGAUAAUGAUCUGUUCAACCGCAGACAAGAGAUAUAUGGAAUCAAUAGAUUUGCUGAGAGCGAACCUCGGGGUUUCUGGGUAUUUGUCUGGGAAGCUCUUCAGGAUAUGACACUAAUGAUACUUGGGGUGUGUGCUUUUGUGUCUUUAAUAGUUGGGUUAGCAAUGGAAGGAUGGCCUAAAGGGGCCCAUGAUGGCCUUGGAAUUGUUGCAAGUAUCUUGUUGGUUGUCUUUGUUACAGCAACAAGUGAUUACCGCCAAUCUCUACAGUUCAGGGAUCUAGACAAGGAGAAAAAGAAGAUAAUAAUUCAUGCAACAAGAAAUGGAUUUAGACAGAAAUUGUCUAUCUAUGAUUUACUUCCUGGUGAUAUUGUACAUCUGGGGAUUGGAGACCAGGUCCCUGCGGAUGGACUUUUUGUUUCAGGAUUUUCUGUCUCGAUUGAUGAAUCAAGUUUAACUGGGGAGAGUGAACCAGUAAUGGUGAAUGCAGAAAAUCCUUUUAUGCUAUCUGGAACUAAGAUUCAAGAUGGCUCAUGCAAGAUGAUGGUCGCCACUGUUGGGAUGAGAACCCAAUGGGGUAAACUGAUGGCAACUCUUAGUGAAGGGGGAGAUGAUGAAACUCCAUUGCAGGUGAAAUUGAAUGGAGUUGCGACUAUUAUUGGCAAGGCAGGCCUUUUCUUUGCCGUAGUGACAUUCGCAGUUUUGGUGCAAGGACUAUUUAGUCAUAAACUGCAAGAGGGGACCAUCUGGAGUUGGUCUGGGGAUGAAGCUUUGAAAAUGUUAGAAUUCUUUGCUGUUGCUGUUACAAUUGUCGUUGUUGCAGUUCCAGAGGGGCUUCCUUUAGCUGUGACAUUGAGUCUUGCCUUUGCAAUGAAGAAGAUGAUGAAUGACAAAGCACUUGUUCGUCAUCUGGCGGCUUGUGAGACAAUGGGGUCAGCUACGUGUAUUUGUAGUGACAAAACAGGCACACUAACUACUAAUCACAUGACUGUCGUGAAAACGUGCAUCUGCAUGAAUGUCAAGGAAAUAAGUAAUACUGAUGGGGCUUCUAGCUUGCGCUCAGAACUCCCUGAAUCUGCAGCGAAACUUGUGCUACAAUCAAUAUUUAGUAACACUGGGGGUGAAGUAGUCGUUAACAAAGAUGGGAAACGUGAGAUAUUAGGAUCACCCACUGAGACUGCUAUAUUGGAGUUGGGCUUGUCGCUUGGUGGAGAUUUCCAGGGAGUACGACAAGCAUCAAAGCUUGUUAAAGUUGAGCCGUUCAACUCUACAAAGAAACGGAUGGGAGUAGUGGUGGAGCUCCCUGAAGGAGGCUUACGAGCCCACUGUAAAGGUGCUUCAGAAAUAGUCUUGGCUUCCUGUGACAAAGUAAUCAAUUCAAAUGGUGAAGUUGUUACCCUUGAUGAAGCGGCCAUUAACUAUCUCAAAGCUACAAUUGAUCAGUUUGCUAAUGAGGCUCUUCGAACUCUCUGUCUUGCCUACAUGGAACUGGAGAAUGGAUUGUUACCAGAUAAUCCUAUUCCAGUUUCCGGGUAUACUUGUAUUGGAAUUGUGGGUAUUAAGGAUCCUGUUCGUCCUGGUGUCAAGGAGUCUGUUGCAGUUUGUCGUUCAGCUGGUAUCACUGUUAGAAUGGUUACUGGAGACAACAUAAACACUGCAAAGGCUAUAGCUAGGGAAUGCGGGAUUCUUACUGAUGAUGGUAUAGCCAUUGAAGGUCCUGAUUUCAGAGAGAAGAAUUUGGAGGAAUUGAUUGAAUUAAUUCCCAAAAUUCAGGUGAUAGCUCGAUCUUCACCUCUAGACAAGCAUACAUUGGUAAAGCACUUGCUGACUACAUUAGAUGAAGUGGUGGCAGUGACUGGUGAUGGAACGAAUGAUGCCCCAGCACUUCAUGAAGCAGAUAUUGGACUAGCGAUGGGCAUUGCUGGAACUGAGGUGGCUAAGGAGAGUGCUGAUGUAAUUAUUCUGGAUGAUAAUUUCUCUACAAUUGCAACAGUGGCCAAAUGGGGACGUUCAGUUUACAUAAACAUUCAAAAAUUUGUGCAGUUCCAGUUGACGGUUAAUGUUGUUGCACUAGUUGUUAAUUUUUCUUCUGCUUGCUUGACAGGGAGUGCUCCCCUCACAGCUGUUCAGCUAUUGUGGGUCAACAUGAUCAUGGAUACACUGGGAGCACUUGCACUUGCAACAGAACCUCCAACUAAUGAAUUAAUGAAGCGUUCACCAGUUGGGAGGAGAGGAAAUUUUAUCAGUAAUGUCAUGUGGAGGAAUAUCUUAGGGCAGUCAAUUUAUCAGUUCACUGUGAUAUGGCUGCUUCAGGCAAGGGGAAAAGCAAUAUUUUCUCUUGAUGGCCCAGAUUCUAAUAUAGUCUUGAACACGCUUAUAUUCAAUGCAUUUGUCUUUUGCCAGGUUUUCAAUGAGAUAAGCUCGCGUGAGAUGGAGGAAAUUAAUGUUUUCAAAGGCAUACUGGAUAACUAUGUUUUUGUGGCCGUCCUCGGCAUCACUGUUAUCUUCCAAAUCAUAAUUGUUGAGUUCCUAGGCACUUUUGCCAAUACAACACCUCUCACUUUCUCACAGUGGUUUGUCUGCCUAUUCAUCGGAUUCUUAGGCAUGCCGAUUGCAGCUGGCUUAAAGAAGAUCCCUGUGUGAACCUCAAAUCACAGUAAGAGGCCUGUGUUUCUUAACCUAUCAAAGAAAAUCCCUCUUCUCAAAAAUGGCAGAUUAAUUGUGUAUUAAUUUACCAGUAGAUUUUCUUCUGAUUUCAUGUCUGUAAUUGAUCAAGUGCAUGUAAAUCUGGAACAUCAUAAAUUGUUUGUGGGAUCUCUUUUUUUUUUUUCAUUAUUAUUUUAUUUACUUAGCACUGAACUGAACGUAGUAUCUCACUGACAAGAUAAAGAUGCCUCUAAUAUUUUUUCAGCAUCUUCUAGUUCAAUUUUGUAGCAAAUGAAUUCUCUCCUUGAUUAAAUGUAACUAUUUCCUUCUAGUGGUGAUUUUCCCCCUUCUUAAA
Molecule: messenger RNA, 3511 nt
Organism: Pistacia vera
Lineage: Eukaryota; Viridiplantae; Streptophyta; Magnoliopsida; Sapindales; Anacardiaceae
Product: calcium-transporting ATPase 2, plasma membrane-type
Exons: 8
Coding region: 106-3153 (1015 amino acids)
Biological process (GO): calcium ion transmembrane transport
Cellular component (GO): membrane; intracellular membrane-bounded organelle
Molecular function (GO): P-type calcium transporter activity; calmodulin binding; ATP hydrolysis activity
Source: RefSeq, a predicted model, not a curated record